Messenger RNA from Papilio machaon (common yellow swallowtail), 1258 nucleotides. RefSeq names its product procathepsin L. The coding region runs from base 1 to 1221 and encodes 406 amino acids. The transcript has 8 exons. Gene Ontology annotation, cellular component: lysosome. Gene Ontology annotation, molecular function: cysteine-type endopeptidase activity. NCBI's taxonomy places the organism in Eukaryota, Metazoa, Arthropoda, Insecta, Lepidoptera, Papilionidae. The record is from RefSeq and is a predicted model, not a curated record.
AUGAAAUUAAUACAAAUUUUAAUUCAAAUAACUUUAGUCAGUUGCAAUUUACAAUUAAAGGAAAGUACAGAUAAAAUAAAAUCAAUAUUAAAUAGGUAUAAAAUAAGACAGCGCAGAUGUUACAAUAACCUAGAAAUUGAUAAUUUUGUUGACACCACUGUGAAUUUUUUAAUUAAAAACGAAAGAUUUGGUGAUAUUUUAAAGAGUUAUAACGUUAGUGAAUGUGGAACCGGUUUGAAUGAUUUAAAAUAUUUGGAAAGACAUUUCAGCAGUUUGUUAUUACAUGAAGAUGUACCUGACGAACAUUGGAUGGAGUAUAAAACAGUGUUUAAUAAAUCAUACGGUUCCCACCAUCACGAGACAAUAGCUAAGAUAACUUGGCUUCAAAACUUGCAAUUCGUUGCGAAACAUAACAGGGAUUAUUUGUCUGGGAAGAAAUCCUAUUCUUUGCAGCUCAAUCAUUUCGGAGAUUGGCACGUGAAUGACUACAUAAGUGAAAUUUUGAAGCUAAUAUCCACAGUGCCUCUCUUAGAUCCAGCCAGAGAUUAUGGUCGAAUGGCAUAUAGACAAUUCCGUCAUCAUAAAGUACCAAGAUCGUUGGACUGGCGUAAUUUGGGCUUCAAACCACGCCGAGAGGAACAGUGGCAAUGCGGCGCGUGCUAUGCAUUUGCUGUCGCACACGCGAUGCAAGCGCAGCUCUACAAGAAGCAUAAGCGAUGGGAUGAACUGAGCCCUCAGCAGAUCGUGGAUUGCAGUUAUGAAGACGGCAACCAGGGCUGUAAUGGUGGCUCUCUGCAGGCUGCCUUUAGAUACGCUGCUAGAGAAGGACUCGCCAGAGAAAAGCAAUAUCCAUACCGUGGAAAGAAAGGGCAUUGUCAUCACCGUUGGGGAACAGCUCGUGUCCGUCCACGCCGCUGGGCGGUGCUGCCGGCUCAUGAUGAGGUGGCGAUAGAACGCGCGUUGGCUAACAUCGGCCCACUCGCUGUUGCUGUGAAUGCUGCACCUAUAACAUUCCAGCUUUAUAGAAGUGGUAUUUACGAUGACCCAUUUUGCGUACCGUGGCGAAUGAACCACGCCAUGCUACUGGUGGGUUAUACUCCUCACUACUGGCUGCUGCUCAACUGGUGGGGACACCGUUGGGGAGAAGACGGGUACAUCAGAAUACGUCGAGGUCUAAACACGUGUGGUGUUUCUAAUAUGGCCACAUACGUCGAAUUAUAGAAAAAAAACAAUAUACUAAGGAUCUAAAUUCAUUUUU